This is a messenger RNA of Hymenoscyphus albidus, 998 nucleotides long. NCBI's taxonomy places the organism in Eukaryota, Fungi, Ascomycota, Leotiomycetes, Helotiales, Helotiaceae. The record is from the annotation of a GenBank genome assembly.
AUGGAAGACCAAAUUCAAAAUACCAAUCUAUACCUAACGACAGAAGGCGAGAACAUGGAUCCUCAACACCAGACACCAGCGGUAGCAACCUCAGCACGCGACACAGUGCCAAACGGUACAUCAGAGGCGGAGAUCGCAACCCAACACGUGGGGGUCAUCAAACAAGAGAAAGCUAUCGCGUCCACAGAUGAUGACAAUGAAUGCCCUAUCUGCUGCGAACCGAUCGAAAAGAAAGCCAAAGUCAUGAAUUGCAAGCACGAAUUCUGCCACGAUUGUAUCGAAACCUGGCUUGACAUGUCGCCAAAAAGCGAACAAGGAGGUAUCGCAACAUGUCCUAACUGCAGGGGAAAGAUUGUAAAUAUCGCCUACAACUUUGAUAACGAAGGAAAUUUCGCGACUACAUUCAAUGCGGCAAAAGUAUGGACCUUCUCUGCUAGCAAUCUUCCAAACAAUUACCGACACUUCAAACACGACGGCAAGAUCUUCUCCAUCCAUGACGUAUCUCAGAUCAAGAUCAUGCAAACGGGUGGAAAGACGAUAUUCGCAUACUUGAGGGAUCUCAAUAUCUGCUCCGGGCACGUCAAUCAAAACCUCACUUCGUAUCGCGAUACCGAGGCAGAUCCAGAGAACACAUCGACAUUUCUGGAUGUCGUAAACAACUUCCAAAAAUACCAUUCACCCGAUGGCAGAACAGUUGGGAAAGUGUCAUCAGCACGUUAUUCGACGCACCCAAUCUCACGCGGCGUACUUGAUGAAAGAGCGGUUUUUGAGGAGGGCAAGAUAAAGUGUGGUGUCAAGACAUGGUGCACACUUCAUUGGGAGGACCCAGAUGCAUCUCCGCAUACCAUAGCUGGAGGUACCAUCCCGGCAGCGAAGCCAGAGGUUUUCCCAAGAAGUUAUGAGCCGAUACCUCCUACUUUGAGAGAUGAAGUACGUCGCAUAUUGGGUGAUAAGUUAUUGUUGGAUUUUGACAGCACUAUUUCAAACAUGGUGUCUAG